AUGGACCAAGAGCAUGAUCUGCAAGAGACAAUGGGCUUUCCAUUCCUGCCCUUAAUACCUACGAUAAUAUUCAUGGUAGCACUGAUCAUCAUAGGUACUGGUGGAAAUAUGAUUGUUGUCUUUGUUUUUAGUUUAAAAAGAAAAAAGAGCACUGCAAACUACUACCAGUUCAUUCUGGCCAUUUUGGAUCUUUUUGCCUGUGUUUUUCUUCACCCAUAUUUAAUUUCCAAACUCUUCAAUAUGGACAACCAGACCAAUGUGGUUCUAUGUAAAAUAUUUGAAUUUCUGAUACACGCCAGUUUGUUAUCAGAAGGACUGGUGCUAGUGGCAGUUGCAGUGGACAGAUAUUAUGCUGUUUGCCAGCCAUUGAAGUUUGUCAAUGCUUUUGACAGAACCAAGGGGAUGCUCAUAGCUGCUGUCGCAGUGGGGGUACUGUUUAGCAUCCCCCUACUGAAAUUUUAUGGUGUUCAUACUGUGCAACAGAAGCCAGUAUACAGCCAGUAUAACCAUACAGUGACAAGAUAUUUGUGUGAUUACAGUGACAUUUACCAAGGUUCUCUCAGUCAGGGUGUGUUUGGUGCUGUUGUCCUUGUUAUGUUUUGUGCUGCCGUGGUAACAGUUUCAGUGCUUUACUUGGUGAUUGCCAAAACCAUUCAUGACCGUCAUAGAAGAGUUGAACCUAUCAGAAGUAUAAGUGCAUUUAUGACAAAGUCUGGCCCAUUGGUUAAAAGAUCACAGAAAACAAAAGUUGAUUCUAAAAAACAAAGUGUUGGUGCAAAUAUCCCUUCAAGAUAUUCCACUGGAACUUCAACCUCUGACUCCAUAUCAACCAAAUUUGCAGCAAGAACAGAGGAGGUUACCAUGGAAGAAACCCAAGCCAAAAAGGUUACUAGUACAGUUUGUGAACAUGAAGAGGACAUAAACAAACCAAGAAAACUUAACAAGAACACUCCUUUAAUGAUUAAAGUCCGUUGUGAAUGCCACCAUGCAAAUUCAUCUAAAACAGAGCUUAUCAAUGAUAAGAGUGAAGAAAAUUGUGAAAUUAUUGAUGAUGUAAAAGUAGUUAAUCUUGAGCAAGAAAGUGGUACCUCAACAGAGCAGAAAAAUUAUAACAUGAAAGAAAGCACUAAUCAGCAGGAUAGCAGCAGCAUUAAAAAUGACAAUCAUCCUCAAUGUCACAGCCCAGUCAGUAUUAAAACUAAUGACAGAUUAGAUGAUAAGGUUGGCAAAAGGGAUAAUUCAGCCAAAGAACAUGAAAAAACAAGUGCUUGGAACUGGCCAGAUAAGCCAAAGCAGUUAGCCCCCAAGGGUGCAAAAGUCUUGUUCUUAGUAACACUAGUGUUUGCAUUAUCAUGGGUACCAUUUUGGGUAAUAAAAUUUGCAUCUCUGAUAAACCCAAAUUUUUGGCCAGAGAAAACAUUUGUUGACAUUGCUUUUAAAGUACUGUUGAUGCAUGCUUUCUACCUGAAUAAUGCUAUUAAUCCUAUCCUCUAUACCUUAAUGAACAAGGCUUUUGCUACGGAUCUCAGAGAUGUUGUUAGGACAGUUAGGCAAAGACUACAGCCAGUACUUUGA
This is a messenger RNA of Lingula anatina, 1575 nucleotides long. RefSeq lists its product as uncharacterized. Gene Ontology annotation, biological process: G protein-coupled receptor signaling pathway. NCBI's taxonomy places the organism in Eukaryota, Metazoa, Brachiopoda, Lingulata, Lingulida, Lingulidae. The record is from RefSeq and is a predicted model, not a curated record. Gene Ontology annotation, cellular component: membrane. Gene Ontology annotation, molecular function: G protein-coupled receptor activity.